This is a messenger RNA of Varroa destructor (honeybee mite), 12307 nucleotides long. Its product is annotated as phosphatidylcholine:ceramide cholinephosphotransferase 2-like. Gene Ontology annotation, cellular component: Golgi membrane; plasma membrane; endoplasmic reticulum membrane. The record is from RefSeq and is a predicted model, not a curated record. Gene Ontology annotation, biological process: sphingomyelin biosynthetic process; ceramide biosynthetic process. NCBI's taxonomy places the organism in Eukaryota, Metazoa, Arthropoda, Arachnida, Mesostigmata, Varroidae. Gene Ontology annotation, molecular function: ceramide cholinephosphotransferase activity; sphingomyelin synthase activity.
CUAAGUAAGUGGAUUGCCUAGAAUAUUUAAUAAUAAUAAAUAUCUUAUUUUUGUUGAAACAACUCUUUCGUCCUCGAUCUUUUGUAUCGUCGUUUUCGCCCCAUUUAUUUAUUUCUCGUAUCUUCCUUUUCAAGUUCGUUGUUGUGUGGUCAUGACCAAUGGCAGCUAACGAACCAAUGACAGCACACACAGAAAAUCUGGUCCUCGCCAUCUGUUAUGUUUUCGGGGUGCUAUUAAACCUGCGGCACCAUCUAGCGAGGUCAAUUGAAGGCAAUGCUUUAUCUGUGUCUGUGAACAGACACUGACUUUGACAAGGAAUCAGUCGAUCGGUCGGUCGGUCGGUCGGUCGGUCAGUGACGCUGCGGAUGAGAUGACGCUAGACGCGCCAGAAGCGAUGUGUGGUAGGCGCGAGCCACUGCUAGCGUUACUGCAUAAGCGGUAACAGUUAUUCGUUGUAGCAGUUGCGAACGUUUAAGGUUGAUACUGGUGGAAUUAGGGAGAAAACGAAGUGUAAGGUCUCCUUUAUGAAACUAGAAAUCGCAGCUGCUUCUGGUACGACAUUGGCUCUCUGAGUAUUGACUGGCCGGAAGCUGCUAUCGCUCACUCUAAGUCGUGGCCUGGAUCAGGCACUUUACGCAGGUACAGACGAAUAGCACCAAAUGUCACGCAAUCGGCCCUGCUGAUCUCGCUUCCUUUGCACCCUACAGCUGCUCUGUUACAGUUACCUGCAUGUUCUUUGUAGAAGUUAUGUUGCCUUUGAGUGUCUAUGCAGCGCCGGCCGUCUGCCGUGGCCAAGCAGCAAACAACCAACGGCUACACUGUAACUGCAUCAAAUUCAGAGUAGCAGAGAUUUAUCGGUAAAUCCUGUGCUGUACACAAGCCACGUGAGGAAUUGUUAUUGCGCUGUUAUUCUUUUAUCACUAUAUAAUGUCGGUUUGUAUAAUCAGGACAGCAUCAGGAAGAUGGAUGUAUGUGAAAGUGAAGGCGCAAACGGGAUCUGCCUCGAUCUUCCGCUCUGUCUCUCAUUAGCAUUCUCAUUUUGUGGGCUAUUAUAGAUUGCUAUGAGACAGAAGAUUAGAACUGUAUGUAGAACAGCUACGCGAGACACGCAUAUCCAAUGGAUGAACUGCUACUUCAGAGACUCGGAUGAAACAAACUAGUUCUACUAGCAUCGCUCUGCAUAGAAAAGCGCGUCUAGGCGCUAGGUCCGAGCAACGGAAGCGAGCCGCGAUCAGCCUUGCUUGACUCUCUGACUCGGCAGUCAACUGUCGAUGAAAAGAAGUGGCUCAAUGCAUUAAAAUGAAGCGGACACAUUUCGCUUAAAGAGGCGUGCAGGAACAUCAUGGUUCAGUGUUGUGUCACGAAACAUAAAAUCGAAUUCAUAAUAAGACUAGAUCCAUUGUAAGUACAGAGACGCAUAAUUUCCUCUUCGGUAAAAUAUGUCAGGUGUAUUGUACAAUUGUGACAACUGGGUUUAAUGUGGAACGAGCAUUUCCAAUUUUUUCGGUUGAUUUUGGCUUACGGCUGACACGUGGAUAAUUUGUUGGAUAGUUGAUUAAAUACGCUAAGGUGAAAAAAUAAAAUCUAAAAAUAGUAUUUAAAAAAAUGUUAUUAUAUUUUCGCUUUAGAAUAUAGGGACAAGGCUGUCGCGUUGCGAUAUAUGGAGUGGUUUCAGAGCCAGCACACUAUAAUCAUGACAACUUUUCCAUACAACUUCUCCACAGCUGUGAAAACAGAGCUCAAUAUUUGAGAUAAUACCACCUUAUCUUUUUGUAUCCCAGAUGUGGCACAUCAUUGCGCUAGCGGCCAGUCGACAGCGUCCUACUACUGCUUUAUUUUUAGGUAGCACGCCGCCUUGCAAACUUUAGGAGAAAGCAUGGAUCUGAUAAUAACUUAGGUGAAAAGUUGUUUCAGCCAUAUAUUUUUAACUGUAUUGCUCUACACACCGUCCGUUCACAUAACCAUAUUUAGUGGAAGCAAAGUAAACCGCUUGUGUAAUUCCUAUCGCGCUGGGGUACGACAAUUAUACGACACUGCUAUAGACAUGCGAUAAGUGAGGGCUAAUAUAUGACGCUUGUUUUUCUGCUAACUACAUGGUUCGACCGUUAUUCAGGUCAUCAGGCUGCUGUUGGUCUUAGGAAUAUUUUCCUAAGACCUACUCUGACUACUACUAAAACUAAUAAGUCCUACUCUGACUGAUACCAAAACAAAGCAUGCGGGAAAAGCAUUGCUUCCGAAGAAAACUCAGUACGGGGGCACCUCGGAUUGAGCAAAGCGCGGAUGAUUGAGCUGCUCGAUUUUCGAGCGCAAAGGUUCAUGGUUGACUGUGUAACGGAAAGCUAUGAUUGAUGCAAUUAUUCAAAAAUGAAGAACUCAUUCUGAAGUAAUAUUUGAAAUGGGAUGAAUUGUUUCAGAUAAACAUCGGUCGAGACAAAUUCCAUUUUUAUGAAGAACAUUAUGCAAGCGUUAAUUCUGUAACAUUUUAAGCACUGGGUUCCGGGGUAGCUAGCUUGAAAGCAAAGUGUUAUUCAAGCCCUUUUCUGCACACUGAUCCAUUAUAGGUGCGAUCAAAAUUACGUGCUGUUUGUUAUUAUUGAUGUAAUUAUUAACUGAUGUAUUUCAGUUGCCAUAUAACCUAGUUAAUGAUGCCGAUUCAAUACGAACCGAUUCUGUACGGUCGGCAAAGGUAAAUUCGUGUUUUCUUGAAGGGUCCUGAGUAAAAUGCGUAGCACCGAGUGCCCGUGCACGCAUCCAGCAAUUUUCAUCUUGUCCAGUAUUCGAAAUCUGUAUCUGCUGUGCAAAACAGUUACGCAUCAAGGCGACAAAAUCUGGCAUGGCAGGACUACCUACUGCUUCAGUCAUUUGCGUACGGUCCUGAGGGCCAUUCUUUAUGGGUUGUGUGAUUGUAAAGCUCACCGUCAAUCAUAUCAAGCAGUGUGUCUGCUUUGCAGAUGAGCCCUGCGAUGUCGCCAAGGAGCCCUGUGACCACGUCGGUCGUCUGUUGUUGUUACCUCUCGCCCCCACCACGACACGUUUUCAAGCGUACCAAUUCGUGGUACUCGCACGAGUAUUCCGUGGCGACGGCUGCCUCAUGUCUUCGCUAAACGGACCCCAUUCGCUAGGUGGAGAUCCUCUGUGCUGUGGAGCCAGCCAGGAGAAGCGGCCAUUGUUGCGCGGCGAAACCCCGCAAAACUGUCCCACAAACAACGGCAUCUCUCGUAGGGAGAAGAGCCCAGACGGCACCACGGCGAUCAUUCAAAUACCUCUGCCCGCGCCGGAACGCGCGGAGCCAAGGUAUAAGCCGGAGAAAUGCAAAACGCUACUGGCGUGCAUUUUUGCGGUGUUCUGCCUCCUGCUCAACCUGGUCGUGCUCGCGUUCAUCCACGAUCGCGUCCCGGAUCGAACGAAAGUACCGCCUUUACCUGACAUCUUCUUCGAUCAGUUCCCCGUCGUUGAUCAAGCGCUUGAGGUGUCCGAGAUCAUCAUUAUCGCCUCGGUAUGGUCGUGCGUAUUGCUAAUCAUUCUGCACCGAUACCGGUGGAUUGUCUUCCGCCGGAUAUGCGUAAUAAUGGGCGCCCUGUAUGCGAUGCGAGCGCUGACCAUGUUUGUCACACAGGUGCCGAUGGCGUCGAAAACAUACUUCUGUUCGCCGAAAUCGAAUCACACGACGCUAGGUUUGAUUGCGUCACGUGUCCUAACGUUGUUCUCCGGAUUCGGCUUAUCGAUAAACGGUCAUCAUACGUACUGUGGUGACUACAUCUUCUCGGGGCAUACGCUCAUUCUCACGUUGUGCUACCUCAUUGUCAAAGAAUAUUCGCCUCAGCGUUGUCGAGUGUUGCAUCUGCUUUAUUUUUGCACAUCGAGUAUCGGGAUCUUCUGCGUAUUAUUGGCGAGGGGUCACUACACGAUCGACGUGGUUCUAGGUUACUAUGUUACAACAAGGGUCUUCUGGAUCUACCACGCCCUCUGCGCAGCCCAGCAGUCAAGCAAGGUAAGUAGCGGCCUCCGCGGAGGUGCGGCCAAAUCAGUCAACAGCAACAACGACAAAUCAGCGACGAAUAAUUGUCCAGCCCUUAAAGGGAGUUGUAUCGAUGUGUCGAGAAUAUUAGCUUGCACCGGCAAAAAGAUGGACGAUGAAGAUGGGCCCAGAGCUAGCGACGAAGAUUCGAGCCAUAACGGGUCGCAGGGUCCGGACAGUCCGCAGUCGGCUGAGCAAACACUUCACGGAUCGGGACGUGCGCGUGUCUACCAGCGGUACAGCAAUCACGACGAGUCAAACGAUUCUGUUGUAUUAGAAAACAACAUAUCGGACCGGAAUUGCAAUCGUCCUCAGGCGACCGAUGACAACGUCGAGGCGCAUCUAGCCUCGCAAAGCGCCCUCAGCUACCUAAGUCGGGUUUGGUGGUUCCGGAUAUUCCGUUACUGCGAAGGCAACGUGACAGGCCCGGUCCCGCGGCAAUACGAGUGGCCUCUCCCAUGGCCCAGGCGUUGGUUGCCCCGUACGCGGAUCUCCUAGCAGGGAGGCCUCCGUCGCAAACCCCGCAGGGGGAGACCUGUCGCUGCAGCGUGACCUGCACGGCAUUGUCACCACUGACCCGAUGCAGAUGAUUAUCACCAAAAGUCCAAUUGCUACAAUCGUCCUCGAUCACUAUCAGCAGCCAGAUACACAUGGGGAAUCUGUUCACAGUAGGAACAGUGUCGAGCUGGGCAGCGGAAGCUGCCAUUGCAGUGGCAGUACCACACUUGUGUUUGACGCGAUAGCCAACAGCGUGCCUAAAAUGCGAAGAUGUAGCGACUGCGAUAACGCUGAUAGUACUAGCACUACUUCUAGAAUAGGCAACAAGGAACAGGUGGACGUCCACAAUGUCUAUUCCAAGCUGCCGGCCAGCUAUGCAGUAGCGUGUCCCGCAGUGUCAACAAUAACACCGAUCCCGAUACCUCAACCACAAAACACACACAAACAUAGACGGCGAAGAAAGGGCUAUUACAAGGUGGUUAAAGCGGUGACGCUUAUAGAGGUCGACAAUGAUUCGACAUGCAGGAUGAAGCAGGUGGCAAAAGAACAAAAACAAUCACAGUUAUUAUUGCAAUACAAACAACAGGCAAAAGAUGAAAAUUACAGAUGGACUGCAAAACGAUUCCAGAAUUUAUUAGAGGAAACGAGGCUGUAAGCGAACAGGAUCCAAGUUAGACAGGGGGGUACUGAACUGCUGGCCGGUGGUGCCUUUGUUGUUGUUUAUGAAAUAGCCGACGGCGGGCUCGCGCUGGAAGCUUCUCGCCGUACAAUUUGACGCGAUUUCAUUUUCGCAGAGGUGAUAACAGCAGCGUUGACUGAUAAGACUUGAUGGCAGACAAAUGAGCAAUAGCAGAAGAUAAACAAUUGUACAAUGACUAACUGUACGACAGAGAGAAUGUGUAUUGAAAUCACGAAGCGAGGUGUAUGUAAUAUAAUAGCGGUAAGCGUAGAGCUAUUUUGACUAAUUCUCAACGACGCGCUCCGAUACAACAAUCCGACGAUCGGUGACAUCGCCACAGAGCUCGAGAGUGGCAUCCUUAACGAACAACGCCGACAAUGCUGUUAACUAUUACGCUGACUACUCGUGGCUAGUAUGCGCGCUUCAGGAUAAAAUUACGACAGCCAAUAUUAAUUCUAUAUAUAUAUAUAUGGAUAACGCAUGAGAGGAAGCAAGCUGAUGGUCUUCGUGCAACAUCAAAUGUAUCAAAAUUUCUUCCUUCCCUCAAAGAAAGAUUAGUGAAGACUGACGAAAAGGUGAUGUACGUUGAGCUAUAGUGGCAACUGUAUUGACAGUUAUAGAAACGUUGAAUAACGACAAUGGACGAAGUGGUCUUAUCUGUGGCACAGUCUAUUAUUUUUUCCAUUAAGUAAGGAGAAAAACUAGGCACUAAUAAAUGUUACUUACUAUUAUUAAUAUCAUAUUAAUAACCAUGUCUGCCAGCAGAGUGUCAAAGUAGAUAAUGAACGACAAAAAAAAAAGCUGUACAACAAAUACCAAUUGAACGCUAUUGCAUUGAGGACAGCGGCUGCAACUAUCAAAAUGGUAGUAACAAGGAUUCUUCCUAUGAAUGCAAUACAUUUGCAUCUUGAAUAAGAACUCUUCUCUAAAUACGUGUAAUAAUAUUUAAACGCCACGAAUAUAUGUACAUGCUUAUUAAUUAUGAGUAUAGGAACAAUGAACGGACUGUAAUGGAAAUUUCUGGCGUUCGUUAGGAAAACGGAGGUAGCAGCGAAUUGACAAUGUGGCGAUUAGUAAAGUAAAAUGUAAAAAAAUAUCUGUAAAUGAUGCAAAGAAGCAAUGAUGAACGUUCGAUCGAGACGAUACCGAAGAAAACCGCGAAGAAGCAUAUGUAGUAGUUAGUGGCGAUCGACAGGGGCGCUUUGAUCGUGGCUCGAUAGUCUGGCGAAAAGCUAUUAAGGUGAGAGCUAGCCCGAAGCCUUCGCAUGCUGCUUGUUCUUCACUGGCUACUGUCGAUAUGUAACGGUCUCUUGACAGCACUGCUGAUUCAAAUUUUUGUAGGAAUUUCCGGUGAAAUUGUCAGGCCCAAAGAGGUCAACGAUAUUCAAGUGUACCAAGGACCGAGGACCAAACACCAAACAGUCUAGAAAUUCCUACGUAAGGUUUAAAAGCAGCCUAAGAAAAAAACCUUUCUGUUCGAGCGAAGAUUUCAUCCACAUCAACUUGCCUGAAAAGAGAGAACGAAACUUCUUCGGAUUAGCAGUUUCAGCGGCCGACAAGUCGCUGUAGCUUUGACGUUUCGCUAGAUGUGCGUGUUCAUGGAGAUGGUCCGCUCUGCUGAGAUGCGGUUAAUCUGUUUUUCGCUGCCCUUACUACACAAUGAAAGGAUGAACUGCUUUGUUGGUUGAUACUGUAUUUUUGAAGAGGUGAAGAUAAACGGUGAUUGACUGACACAGCGGUGCGUUACCUGAGGGGAUACUAUGUGCUUUUUGGGUAUGGCAUGAAAUCAUAGAAUACACAUAAAGAAAACAGACAACGCAAGGAUGAGAUUAGCGAAGUGCAGAGAGGGCUUGGUCUGGUGUAGACAUAACUGUACAAAAAAAACGUGUUGGAAAUAAUAAAAUUCAAGGAAAGAUUUCUUUUCGAAAAAGCCAUAUAUAGGUACGUAAGACUCUAAACGAUGAGAAUUUACGGACACUUCUUCACAUAACUUAAAUGAACAUUGCUUAGACGUGAUGCGUCUUACGUGAGUAUAGUAAUAGACGGUAAUAAAAGGAUGAAAUAUUUUGACGACAGCAAUUUCAUGUUAAAAUCGCUGGGAAAUUGCAUCAAUCAGGUGAAGGCACGCAACUUAUUAUUGGCUUUAUAAGUUCAUGGGUGAUACACCUAAAUUUUCGUGUACGUUCAUAACUUCGUACGGAACAGGAUUUAAGUUUAAGAGUAGUGCAUCUGUCCUCCAGUAGACCGUGUAAAACUUAAUCUUUUAAUGUGCCAAAAGAUACAUUUUUAACCUAUUUGGUGAGACAACAUUAAACGAAAAUUACUGACUCUAAAGUCUGCGUAGAAACCCCAUUUUGGCGGAACGCCUUCCUGUCGCCGAAGCGAAAUAAUAGAAUGUGUAGCUGUUUGUGCUACUAAUAUAUUGCCAACCCUCAUUUUUAUAUGCUCAUUGCACGUAGGAAUGACAAAGCAUUGUUGUCUGGUAACACCCUGUCCUGCGGCUAACUGCCAGCGAAAUCAGAUCGUUUCUAAGGUUAAAUAUAAUUAUGAUAGAGACUAGUAAUGGAUUGUAAUGCUGUUACACUGUGUACGGACGAAUGAAUGAUCAAAGCCAAGAGUGUACAUACGCCACUGUAUAAGUUCAAAUCGUUUGUAAGAGCUCACCUGAAUUUGGAUUACGACCAAUGCGAUCAUACAUAGCCACAUCAACGAAAAACUGCGAAGACCUUGUCCCCCUUCUUGAGUUGCGAGUUGACUCUAUUUUAGCUAAGACCCUAUGUAAUAACUGACAAUUAUAUUCAAGGAAAAUAUUACAUCACUUUAAAAAAUUAGAAUUCACGCAUAUACAUAUAACGUUACCAGACCCUCGCGUUUACCCUUGAAUAGUCAUCUAUACAAGCACAUACAGAUAUACCCUGUAUAAAUUAUGUCUAGAAAAUGUUUCAUUAGCUAUGAAAAGAAAGCGAGAAAGAUUCAGUGCGUGGGAAAAAUACCUGAUCAUAAUAAAUUAGAUGAAAAUCGUCAUUUCGAACAUUUGCUGUAUUGAUUUUAUUUUUUUUUUUUAGCAAAUUGGUCGGCUUUUGGCUUGCGCUACGACAACAUUGGUUGUUUUUUUUGACAAUACAAAAAUUACACUAAUGUUAGAGUGAGAAAAUAAUACAUUUUUCUGUUUUUGAUCAGAUAUCAAGCUCUUUAUUUGUUAUAAAGGCUGUCGUCAUCGGCAUUUCAUAUUGAGCUCAAAUUUUAGAGACAAAAAAGCGCUUUCCACGUUACUUCGUCCUAUUUUGUCUACAUCAAAAAGCUGCCGGAACAACUCCCAUUGAGGUGCUGCGUGUACCGCAAAAACCCUAUAGCCGGGAGUGCCAACAUGAUAUGAUUAGGUAAGUCGAAAGGCACAUUUUACUCAACUUUUCAACUCCGACAGGAUUGUCUUGAGCGGCUUUUAAACUAGAAGAGCCUAUAUUUCUAUAUGAUAGGGUCUUAAUCGUGCCCAGACUUUGUUGCUUGUGCAAUCUUUUGCGUGAAUAGAAAGUCGGCGUCAAAAAUUCGUUUGUUCUGCACUCAGCAUAUAACAAUUUUCCUAAUAGCAAACUAUACAUAUAAUAAGAGGCAAAAGACUGUUACAAUGUGAAAUAAGACCGAUGUUCUAUUUUGUAUAUGGACUAGCGGACCACUUAAGGGCUCAAGGACAACAGGGAAUCCUUAAAAGAGAAGGGUUCCCAUAUUAUAUUCUUUCGUACGUAAAGCUUUUGCGCAGUAUGUCAAUAUUGCAUUGCGGAGAGUUAUACCUAUUUCAACCAAAAUACAUAUGUGUGUUAAACCGUUCUAUCGUAACACUACAUUUAGAAAACCUGGCCUGAAGCCUCGUGUUGUUUUACGAAAAUUCUUAGGUUUCCCAUUCUUGUCUAGGAUUUUUCAUGAAGGUAGCUGUAAGUAUUGAAAACCUAAAAGUAGUCUGUUGGACCAAAAAAAGUCGACGAGCAUGUAUCCCUAAUAAAUUACUAUUUAAAUUGAGCACAUUAGCUGGCUCUGGCCGGUGGUAUCAUGGCGCACUUCUGUCCAGCAAUCAUUAUAUUACAUUACUUACCGUAUCAUAUAUUUGACUAGCCUAAAUUUUAUUUAGGUUUCGUCGGAAUUUUUUCGUACUGACUCUAUUUCGCCGUUGAUGGACAAGAAUGCCCUACCUACAGAGAUGCAAGCUCUACCAGACUACGGAGCAUGAGAGAACUACUACAUGAAGAAGUGAUGCUAUGACAGAGUUAACGAAGAAAUAAACAACGCUCGUCAACUUGGCGUUCGCUUAGAGUCUGAUCAAUGCGAAGUUGAAUUUCAUAUGAAUGAAAUUAUGUUAACACAUUGUUAGAAACAGGCUGUCUUCGAUUCCGUGCUGCGGAAUAUAUUUAGCCAAAUGUCUAGUGAAUAUAGGUAAUAUUCGUGUGUGCAGCAUUCUGUAACAUGGACAUUAGGAACUACACUGGAUGCAAACGUUUUUCUUGUUUUUUUUUUUCUAUUUGUUUUAGCUUCUGUAGCUGUAGUUUUAUUCGCGCAAAGGAAACUAAGAGUUAAGUUCUGUGGAAACUAUAUAUAGGGGGCGGUUUGCAUUACCAGAAAAAAUAUAUCAUGGUGGACCGUUUGCAGUGGCCAAACAUUGGGCGAGAAAGUUUGGUCGAACCGUAAUGAAAAACAAAAGCUUUGAACUAGUGGUACUACUUUGUAUUAUAAUGAAUCGCGUUUUGGCUCCCUUAAAGUUAUAAAGUCGAAUAUCAGAACUUAUCAGCUGAUAAAAAAUGCUUGAGCGCUUGCAACUUGGGAAAGCUUACCUGCAGCUUCUUAGAUCUGCUCUUCCACUUAUUAAGUGAGUUAAGUAUUGUUAUAAUGUUCUUGGGCCCUUACUAUAAACGUGUGUGCGAAUCACUCUGUGUCAAAUGUGGCUCUGAACGCUUUUAUUCUAAAGCACACUAGGAUAUACCAUUUCGAUACAUGAGUAAGCCAUUUAUUCUAUUGCCUUCAGUAUAUAACACACGUGCGAAUAACACAUGCUAGAUCUCUUUAUAACGAGUGCAUUAUCAUCAGUAUCAGAUAGAUACACAGAGACAGUCCAGUCUGUGUGGCUCUACCGUAACAGAAAAUGAUAGUGAUAGCUGUUUGAUCUAUGUAUACGAGUACACACUUUACCGUGGGGCACGGAAACAAGUGAGUUGAAACCAGCCUAAAAAGCGAUUCUGAAAACGUCAAACACCGUACACAUUUGCCAAAAACAAGAAGAAGGUAACAUUGCAAAAUGCCAACAGAAGUCGAUCAGAAGAUACCAUAUUUGGUGAAGGACGCUCACAGUGGUAAAUCAGACUUUGCAUAUCUCAAAAUUGUACUUUAAUCAAAUGUAAGCAGUAAGCCAAUUGGAUAACAGAUAUUAAAUUUAGAAAACUUUACCCGCAAAAUAAAAUCUAUUAACAAAAAUUACACGAAAUUGUGAAAUGUUUUCUCGGUGAUUCCGCUGAGAAAACAAUUAACCGACAUCAAAAUAUGCUUGGUCUUAUCUUAGACAACACGAUACGAGAAUCGUAGACGAUAAACAACUUUAUUGCGUUUUUCUCUCUACUAUCGUGUACCAACAUGGCUGUCUAGGUGCACUCGGAUAUUAAGCAGUGGUAGGCAUGCAUACCCAUGUAGCACCAAUAAGCGGCUAGGACAAAAUGGUUGUCGAUGUUAUGAAAAGACGCUUGGCUGGCUGUCAUCUAUUCGUAUAGGAGCAAUCUAUUUAGUACAAAUAUGAGAAAGCUAAGGUAGUAUUGCAAUUUUUCGGUAUUGUCUGAGCCAUCAAUACGUCAUUGUUAGUUUGAAACUUUCAAACUUAUAGGACACAGAUACCCAUACGCGAACCGAACGAGUUGUGCCCUGCACUGUGAGAUAACCAGGUAUGCGCGCGAUGCGAUAUCACUGCAAAAAAAUAUUCGUAUAUAGUUAAGAGUUUAAUGUGUUUCGAUGAACGAUUAGGGACAUAAAGGGCUAAUAACAGUCACGGUCGCUAACAGCAUAUUAUAGUGGAUACUAACUACAACGUAUUUAUAACAUUUCUGUACAGCCUAUGUGUAUAUGUGUGUGUACGUGUAUAUAUAUAUAUAUGUCAGUUAGGAAUGUCAACGAGAGAGCUCUGUCAUGAUUCUAGGGCAAAGAUACUAGCCGUUUUAAUAAUAUUAAUAUAUAAUAGUAAUGGUAACGAUUGUAACUGAUGCAUAUUGUGAACAUGUGAGCCGAUAUGUCGAAGAAACUGCUCGAAACUACGUAAAUCUUAUGACAUUAUAUAUUUGUCAGGGAACUUGUAGAAACGAAAAUAUUGAUAAAAUGUAACUUAUAUUUGUCGUAAAGUAGACGUAUACCACUCAAGACAUGGGUGGAAAACUGGAUUAGCCUUUUUUGUAGAAUGGGUUUCCCGUAAUAGAAACGACACACGCGAACAAUAUACGAGAACAGGAACCAUCUGCUACCAUUUAUCGUUAAGGAAUACCGCUGAGGUAAUGUAUUCAGGUGAUAAAGGCCAUUUACUUUUAAAAAUUCGGAAAUUUCUCCUGUGGUAUUCAAUGGUAAAGAUGGGCAUUCAGUUACUUUUUCUAUUGUCAUUUUUCUGGCUCUGACGUGUGAAAUAUAUUGGCAUAGGAUUGGUUAAAUUUAUUAACAAAGUAUUACUCAUACAAACUGUGAAAUUCUAAAAAUUCAAAGUUCCAAUGACCAAAGUUUCACAAUAAAUUCUGUCAAAUACGGGCUAAACAGCAUCUGUUCUAUUUUGAAUGCCAGCACGGAUUACUAUGCCUGAUUGAUUCUAAGUAUCAGGGAAAAAUAAGGCAGCUACAAAAUGAUAUCUGUGUCUAUUUGUGCGCUUGAGGGAAACAAAUGGAUAUGACAUUUGUUCAAAUAAUAUAAAUGAGUAAUGCUUGCGACUAUACGUGAUAUAUAUCCAUAUAGCUAUGAGGACCGACAUUCUAUCCUGGCAGCAGUGUGACUAAGUAUAUAUCUACACAUGAACAUGCUCCGAAUAUUAAUUUCUCUCUAACGAUUGAUAUUGUUGAAUUAAACUUAUUAUUUAUUAUAACGAAACAUUUGUCAAAACAGCUAUA